Molecule: messenger RNA, 1143 nt
Organism: Striga hermonthica
Lineage: Eukaryota; Viridiplantae; Streptophyta; Magnoliopsida; Lamiales; Orobanchaceae
Source: the annotation of a GenBank genome assembly
AUGGAAUCAAUAGGGUGCUUUGGUAAUUUCCUUGAGAAGGCCAAGCCUUACAUAGCCAUGAUAUGCUUGCAAUUUGGUUAUGCUGGAAUGAACAUCAUCACUAAAGUCUCCCUUAAUAAAGGCAUGAGCCAUUAUGUGCUUGUGGUCUAUAGGCAUGCCUUUGCUACUAUUGUCAUUGCCCCAUUUGCCCUUCUUCUUGAAAGGAAAGUGAGGCCUAAGAUCACAUUCACAAUUUUCAUGCAGCUCUUUGUUUUAGGACUUCUUGGGCCUGUGAUUGAUCAAAAUUUUUACUAUGCUGGGCUCAAGUUCACAUCCCCUACUUUUUCAUGUGCCAUGAGCAAUAUGCUCCCUGCAAUGACAUUCAUCAUGGCAGUCCUAUGCAGGAUGGAGAAAUUGGAGUUGAAGAAAUUGAGGUGCCAAGCAAAGAUAAUUGGGACAAUAGUAACAGUUUGUGGGGCCAUGUUGAUGACAUUGUACAAAGGCCAUGUUUUGAACUUGUUUUGGUCUAAUUACAAUACUCAUACUAAUAACACACAAAAUAAUUCUAAUAAUGUCAAAUCUCAAGCUUCUGAUAAGGAUUGGUUUAAGGGCUCAAUCCUCCUCAUCUUUGCCACCCUUUCUUGGGCUGCUUUCUUCAUCCUUCAGGCAAUUACAUUGAGGAAAUACACAGCUCAGCUUUCACUAACAGCAAUAGUGUGUUUCUUGGGAACACUUCAAUCUAUUGCUGUGACAUUUGUUAUGGAGCACAGGACAAAAGCUUGGGCUAUUGGUUUGGACAUGAAUUUAUUAGCUGCUGCUUAUGCUGGUAUAGUUUCAUCUGGUAUUGCAUACUAUGUGCAAGGUGUUGUGAUGCAGAAAAGAGGGCCUGUUUUUGUCACUGCAUUUAGUCCAUUUAUGAUGAUUAUUGUGGCAAUUAUGGGCUCUUUCAUCUUGGCUGAAAAGAUUUAUGUUGGAGGGGUUCUUGGGGCAGUGUUGAUUGUAAUUGGGCUGUACACAGUUUUGUGGGGAAAAUACAAGGAAUAUAAAGAGAAUGAGGCAGAGGAAAUUCCAGAGGCAGUGAAAGGGGAUAUUAUUAAUCAAAAUGCAAUAAUAAUAAUUGAGGAUAUUGAAGCAAAUAUUAGUGCUCAAGUCCAGAAAAAAUGA